AUGGCCUCUACUGAUGAAAAUGACGGAAAUAAAUUGGUUUUCUGCCAUUUUAUGAUGGGCAUCGUAGGCAACCGCCAAAGUCCAUAUGACUAUGAUGGUGAUAUGAGACGUGCCAGAGAUGCAGGCAUCGACGCAUUUGCAUUGAAUAUUGGCACCGAUGCUUACUCCGACACCCAGCUGAACUAUGCAUAUGAUUCUGCUGCCAACAAUAGCAUGAAAGUGUUUAUUUCCUUCGACUUCCACUGGUGGCAACCCGGCCAGGAGGGCGAAGUUGGCGCCAAAAUCGCGCAGUAUGCACGCCAUCCUGCGCAGCUCCUGGUCGACGGGAAAGUCUUUGUGUCGUCAUUUUCGGGCGACGGUAUCGAUGUCAAUGCAAUCAGAUCGGCUGCUGGCAGCGAUAUCUUCUUUGCCCCGCAUUUCCAGCCCGGUCAUGGUGAUUUCGAAAAUAUCGAUGGUGCCCUCAACUGGAUGGGCUGGGACAAUAAUGGACAUAACAGGGCUCCGACUGCCGGGCAGGAGGUCUCUGUUUCAAAUGGCGAUGAUGCUUAUAAUGAUGCUCUUCAAGGGAAAGCAUAUAUUGCGCCCAUCUCGCCUUGGUUCUCGACUCAUUACGGUACCGAGGUCUCUUACAGCAAGAACUGGGUAUUCCCUUCCGAUCUCCUCUGGUAUGAACGGUGGAAGGAGAUCCUACGUCUCAGCCCUCGUUUUGUGGAGAUCCUCACCUGGAAUGACUAUGGCGAGUCGCACUAUAUCGGCCCGCUAUCGUCACCACACACAGACGACGGUGCCUCGAAGUGGGUGAUGGACAUGCCUCACAACGGCUGGCUCGACAUGGCAAAGCCUUUUAUCGCCGCCUAUAAAGCAGAGUCAAGAUUGCCCAUCAGAUUCAUCGAGGAAGAAAAGCUGAUUUACUGGUACCGGCCAACCCCGAAGGACGUCAACUGCGACGAAACCGACACAACGAUGCAAGGCACCCCCAACGAAUCCAUUGGCGACUUCACCCGCGGCCGACCUGACGGCGCCGACUCGAUGAAAGACGAGGUAUUCAUUGUCACGAUGCUGAAGUUGCCCGCGACUGUGAAGGUGAAGUCCGGCGAUAAGACUGAGACCUAUAUCGCUCCUCCAGGCAUCUGGUCACACUCGGUGCCGAUGGGCGUGGGCCCGCAGAAGUUCAAAGUCUCUCGCGGCUUCUUCACGGUUGAUGCUUUGUCGGGGACUAGCUUGAGGGAUGUUACUGACACUUGCCCCUGUGGCAUUUACAACUUCAAUGCUUAUGUGGGCACUCUGCCGGCGGAGGACUCUGUUGACCGGCUGCAGCCGGAUGGCUUGACUAUGCUGUCACAGGGGUUGCUGGUGACACCUCAGGUUAACGCCCUGGGGUAA
This is a messenger RNA of Penicillium vulpinum, 1383 nucleotides long. RefSeq names its product glycoside hydrolase family 71 protein. Gene Ontology annotation, molecular function: glucan endo-1,3-alpha-glucosidase activity. Gene Ontology annotation, biological process: mating projection tip cell wall disassembly. The transcript is spliced from 4 exons. The record is from RefSeq and is a predicted model, not a curated record. Lineage: Eukaryota; Fungi; Ascomycota; Eurotiomycetes; Eurotiales; Aspergillaceae. Bases 1 to 1383 code for a protein of 460 amino acids.